GGCUUUAUAAAGAAAAGUGAAACAGGUACCAGCUGCAUACUUGAAUCAAGAAGGCACGAACAUGAAGGCAUAUUUCGUGAGUAGUUUGGUACUCGUUUGCAGUAUCGGCGGUUGGUCGCUGUUUAACAAUGUCGUAGACGGUGCAAGUUGUACGGGAAACAAGGGAUAUCUUGCAAGUACUGCAAAUCUCAACUCAGAGGUAGGAAUGUACGAUGACGAAGGUAAUGUUGUUCCAAUAAAGAAUAAGGAUUUGGACAUCGCGGAACCAAAGGCAGUACCUUUGGAACAAGUAGCCAAAGGUGUAAUAUUCUACCUGUAUACGAGAUCGACUGUUAAUAAUCCUGACGUUUUGGUUGUAAAUGACGUCGAGAGACUGAAAAAGAGCCAGUUCUCAAUAUCGAGACCAACGAAAUUCAUCAUACACGGAUGGUUAGGUUCCAGACAAUCCAGACCUCUCAUUGGGCUUCGUGAUGCUUUACUUCAAAACGGAGACUUCAACGUCAUCUUGGUGGACUGGGGUCUAAUGGCGAGAUCACCAUACCGUAUUGCCUCUACCUGCGUAGUAGGAGUUGCCAAGCAGGUCACUUCAAUGAUUGAUUUCCUUGAGACUCAAGGAAUGGAUGUGUCUCCGUUGAUGUUAAUCGGUCAUUCUCUGGGCGCUCACGUUGUCGGACUGGCGGCCCGUCACGCGAAAACCAAACCGAAAUUCGUUAUCGGUUUGGACCCGGCUCUGCCAUACUUCUCGAUCGCCAACACGGAGAACAGAAUUGCCCGUGGUGAUGGACACUACGUACUAAUUCUCCACACGAACAGUGGUGUUCUUGGUUUCGACUUGCCGCUCGGUGACGCCGACUUUUACUUCAACGGUGGCACCGUGCAAAGAGGCUGUGAGGUCGAUCCCACGAGCGCCUGUUCCCACUUCCGCGCUACUCUCUUCUACGCAGAGGCUCUUAACAGCGCGAACGGCUUCUGGGGUACCAAAUGCGACAACUACAAUAAUUACAGAGCAGGUAGAUGCACAGAGCCCAAAGUUCUUAUGGGCGGUAUCGAACCGGACACCAGCAUCACCGGCGUGUACUACUUGGACACGACUGCAGUCUCUCCAUAUGCUUUAGGACGUUAGACCGCUCACGAUAGGUAAACGUAGUGUUCUUCUUCUCGUAAACCGAAGACAAUAGUUCGCGUUGUAGUAAUGAUAUUAGGCUUUGCAAAGAAGGAACUCGAUAAGAACGAGAUUCACAGACAGACAACGAUAAAUUAUUGCGUAGCUUUUUAUCCCCCACCACUAUUCCACCUCGAUGUUUUUUAAUUGUGUCCUACAAAUUACCAGCAAUCGAAUGAAAAGAAAUAAAGAAAUAAAAAAUC
Molecule: messenger RNA, 1365 nt
Organism: Colletes gigas
Lineage: Eukaryota; Metazoa; Arthropoda; Insecta; Hymenoptera; Colletidae
Product: pancreatic triacylglycerol lipase-like
Exons: 4
Coding region: 62-1123 (353 amino acids)
Biological process (GO): lipid metabolic process
Molecular function (GO): lipase activity
Source: RefSeq, a predicted model, not a curated record